UGUACCAACGAGAUAAGCGAACAUAUAAGUUAAGUAAACUGACAUACAGAUCAAACUUUCACUGUAGGUUUGUGAGGAAUCCAUGCUGUUAUACAGAAAUGUCUGAGGAGCUCUAUACCACAAUAGACUUCAGUAAGAAGGUCAGAUUUCAAGCAGGCAAGAAAGAAGAUAACAUCUUGGAUGAAUCUAUUACGAGUGAUGGAGUGACAGUUUAUGACAACUAUGUGGCACCAAAAUUACAAGACAAAUCUACUGAGGACCAACAAAAAGCUGCUUCAGUAACUGCAGAAUCAGCAAAGAAGAAUCGUGUCUUUGUUGCUGGAGUGUUUCUGGGUGUGUUGAGUCUUCUUCUCCUCUCUGCAAUCAUUGUCCUGGUGAUCCAGUUCACCGAGGACAAAAGGAAUUGGAACAUAGAGAGGACUCAGUUUGAGAUGAAGAAGUACAACCUAACCAAGGAAAGAGAUGAUCUGGUGACCAAUAACAGUCAACUAGAAAGCCUCAUGUACAACCUAACCAAAGAAAGAGAUGACCUGCAGACCAAUAACAGUCAACUACAAACAUUCAACUACAACCUGACCGAAAACAUGAGCCAGUUAGUGGCUAAUAAAGAGAAGUUGGAGGUCAUUAACAGAAACCUGACACAAGAAAAUAAUGAAUUACAAACUAAUCUUUCAAAGGCAUUGGCAAAUGUAUGUACUUAUGGGAACAGUUUUGGUGGCAACUGUUAUUUCUUCUCCAUCGCACAAAAAAACUGGUAUGACAGCAAAGCAGAAUGUGAAAAACAUGGUGCACACCUGGUGACAAUAUCCAAUAAAGACGAACAGCAAUUCAUCACCAGCAAGGCCAGUGGGGAACACUGGAUUGGUUUCACUGAUGAAGAGGAAGAAGGUACUUGGAAAUGGGUAAAUGGAGAGCCACUGAACACAAUGUACUGGAGGACAAAACAACCGGAUAACUAUAACAACAAUGAAGACUGUGCUACUGUUGUACCACAUGACUCUCUGAAUAACUGGAAUGAUCUUGAUUGUCAAAAAUCCCGUAGAUGGAUCUGUGAAAAGGAAAUAAAUAAAUGAAAUUAAUGAGAUGAAGAUGGAUGAUGCUGCAGCCUGAAACAGGAGAAGCCAAAAGAAAAAAGGGAGACUGUUAUGGCUGUUUUCUAGAUUUUUCUUUCUUUGAAACUCCUGUACAAAAUUCUGAAGUUUGUUCUCCAAAACACCUUUUUUCCCAUUGACUGUUUUCACACUGAUAUAAACACCUUCAGUCUGAUGUGUUGGCAGUUAACCACCUCCUCCAUUGAGGAGCCUGUAAGAGCUUUGCUCAAUGGCUCCUAGGUACCAGUGGAGUAAAUGCUGUUUUCUCACCUUCACCUUUCCCCUGCUGGUGUGGGGACGAUGCUGCAAUUAUUUAUAGACAGGUCAGUGGGAUUAUAGUGAGAUGUAACAUGCUGUCUGAAAUCUUUAUAAUUUUAUUUUUAUAUUUUCUGAACCUGUGGAAACAUUACAGCAACAUCAACAUUUGUAAAACUUCAAGUAUGAGAGAUGAGGAAGGGCACACUGAAAAAAACAGAAACUUUAAUCAAUAAAUUGCUUUAAUAUCUUA
Thalassophryne amazonica is the source of this 1599-nucleotide messenger RNA. RefSeq names its product C-type lectin domain family 4 member F-like. The transcript has 6 exons. NCBI's taxonomy places the organism in Eukaryota, Metazoa, Chordata, Actinopteri, Batrachoidiformes, Batrachoididae. Bases 99 to 1073 code for a protein of 324 amino acids. The record is from RefSeq and is a predicted model, not a curated record.